AUGUAUCAAGAGGUGCAAUCGUGCUAUGGUGAUAUCGCCAAACGCUCGAUUGCUACAGAUACCCAACAUGACAGCGAAGAAAAAAUUGCCAUGGCUUUUGGCUACAACGCGGAGGAUCUCUGUUCUCUUCCGGAAAAGGCAAAUAUGGGCUUAAGCUGCGGCAAUCCAGUUGCGCAUGCAAACAUGAAGGAGGGUGAGACGAUUCUCGAUCUCGGUAGUGGGGGUGGUAUCGAUGUUUUUCUGGCUGCUCGUAAGGUAGGACCAGAAGGGAAGGCUAUUGGAAUCGACAUGACAAAGGAUAUGAUCAAACUUGCAAAUCAGAAUGCCAAAUCCACCGGGCUGUCCAAUACCUUGUUUAUCGAAGCUUCCAUCACCUCUAUUCCGCUUCCGGAUUCUAGCAUUGAUUGUAUUAUCAGCAACUGUGUCAUCAACCUUGUUCCAAGCAAUGAUAAGGCUUCCGUUUUUCAGGAGAUUGCCCGUUUGUUGAAGCCUGGUGGAAGAGUCGCUAUCAGUGAUAUCCUGGCAAAGGAGGAGCUCCCACAACAUAUCGUUGACGAUAUAGCACUCUAUGUUGGAUGCAUUGCAGGUGCCAGUCAGGUUGUGCAGUAUGAGGAAUAUCUGCAACACGCCGGAUUCAAAGACGUUUUGAUUGUCGAUGCGAAAUCAGAUCUCAACCUUUAUAAACAAUCCACCUACCUGGGUCAAGGUAGUUGCUGUGGAACUACAUGUUCUUCCAAGGAGCCGAAAGCCAACUUUUCUGAAAUCGAUUUCAAUGAGUGGGUUGGUUCUUUUCAAAUUUAUGCAGUCAAGACCGGCGGCAGCAGUAUUUAG
This is a messenger RNA of Talaromyces rugulosus, 831 nucleotides long. RefSeq lists its product as uncharacterized. The coding region runs from base 1 to 831 and encodes 276 amino acids. Gene Ontology annotation, molecular function: methyltransferase activity. NCBI's taxonomy places the organism in Eukaryota, Fungi, Ascomycota, Eurotiomycetes, Eurotiales, Trichocomaceae. The transcript is spliced from 5 exons. The record is from RefSeq and is a predicted model, not a curated record.